AUGCCAACUGAGGCAGGAAGCAAGAACCGUGAAAACAAUGCUGGAACUUCUGGCGACGUCAACGACAAAUUGCGGAAGCGAGAACAUAAAGGGUCGAACAAGGAGAAUGAACCAGGGCUACCGGCUUCUUCUACCAUGAAGAAUACAGAUCCAAUUGAGAUUGAGGAUGAGGGCAUUUCUAGACUUCCAGAUGAUUCGGAUGAUGGUGCGAGGUAUAUCGUCGACUCUUCCGAUGAGGAUUCCCCAUCGAAAAUCAGCGCAGAUAUGACAAAGACAUCAUUUGGAUCAAAAAAUCAAAAAUCAAGUCAAGUCACCACUGCAUCCCCUGUUCUCGAUGGAAAAUCCACAAGCACAAAGCCGUCCGAGUCAAAUUCCACUAAGGGUGUCAAGAGGAAGAAGGGAGAAAACGACUUCUCGCAUAAUAAAGAUGUGGAUAUAUUCGGCAACAUGCAGAGUAGCAGUAAAAAGCGUAAAUCAUAUAUACAAACGCACAAAGAGCACAAACCUCCCAAACCUGGUGCCAACAAUUUUACGGGGAAAAGGGCCGGACCUAAGAAGGCCACCAAGUAUGGGAGGAAGGCAUCACCGGUAAAAGUUUUCAAAAAUUAUGGAAGUAGUUCUCCAAGUCUGGCCAGCGAUGAUGGGAAGCGAAAACUACAAGACUAUACAAUAGAUUCCCCCACGAAAAUACAAAGUCCAGCCAGAGGUGGUCUUGUUGUCCCGGAUUUCAGUGAUGAUGAUUUCUCUGAUCUAGAUUUAUCCAGCAAGUCAAAGCCGUCAAAUUCCACACUUCCAUCAAGAAAAUCAAAAAAACUUCAACUAUACGAUGAUGCUAUAUUGGAUGGAGCGGAAGAACUGGCGAAGAAAGUAAACCCGGACGCCUUAUUUGGCAUCACUAAUCUUGGGAGGGAAGAUAGUUCAGACCUUGACGAUCACACAGGACCUCGUUGUCCCAUGUGUAACGAAGCUGUGGCUGCUGAAGAUUUGGAAGCCUUUGGCGAGAUGAAUACUCGAAAGCAAGAGAAAUUCUGUUUAUCUCAUCAACGAAAGAGCGCGCGAUCAAAUUGGAAGGUUAAGGGUUACCCCGAUAUUGAUUGGACAACUUUAGAUUCUCGAAUUGCCAACCAUCAUGCAUUCAUCAAGAGGUUAAUUAGUGGUGCAUCUUGUCAUUCUCGAGACAAAUUGGAUGAGAAGAUCAGAACUGGGAAAGAUCGAAAUUUAAUGAAAACCACUACGAAUCUCACGCCAGGUUAUUAUGGUUCUCGAGGUUUACGCCUCAUGUCGGAAAAUAUUAUGCACAAGUUCACGCCAAAAUUAAAGGAGAGAGCACCUAUCGACCGUCUUAUUUCAGCAAGAGGUCCGACGGCAUUUGUGGAAUCGGUUAUCGUACCCGAACUUACAGUUUUAUUGAUCAAGGAAGAUAUGAAAGUUGAUGAGGAAGAAGCCAGGGAAAUUCUAAAGGAGAGUUGCGAGAUAGGAGAUCUGGUCAAUGAGGAGAUCAAAGAUGUUGUAAAGCUAAAGCCUAAGGAGAAGAGGUAUAUUAACGACAGUGAUGAUGAUGACGACGAUGAUUUUAACUUUUAG
Molecule: messenger RNA, 1584 nt
Organism: Sclerotinia sclerotiorum 1980 UF-70
Lineage: Eukaryota; Fungi; Ascomycota; Leotiomycetes; Helotiales; Sclerotiniaceae
Exons: 2
Coding region: 1-1584 (527 amino acids)
Source: RefSeq, a predicted model, not a curated record